This is a messenger RNA of Boeremia exigua, 2080 nucleotides long. RefSeq lists its product as uncharacterized. The coding region runs from base 105 to 2030 and encodes 641 amino acids. The transcript has 5 exons. The record is from RefSeq and is a predicted model, not a curated record. NCBI's taxonomy places the organism in Eukaryota, Fungi, Ascomycota, Dothideomycetes, Pleosporales, Didymellaceae.
AGCUGCGAUGCAGCCACCUGUGAGCCAUUGCCGGUAAGUCCAGUAGUCCUUAUUGGAGACAGACGAACUUACUAGUGUCGCCACGAUAGGUCCACGAAGUUGCCAUGAUGAGCGUGAUGGAAAUUUUGACGGACAAAGUCGAUUGGCAUGUGAAGGUCUUCGACGAGGCAAUAGUCGCAAGAUGGCAGACUGAAGCUCUUGCAGUUCCAAACGAGCACUGGUGGGGCCUCGCAACUAGUACGAAAUCACAGCACUGGGACAACGAUGGCCGUGUGGAACUCAGUAACGACCUAAAUGACUGGAUUCAAGUCCCCGAUGACAUCAUGUCCUCUGAGGCUUUCGAAUGCUGCAUCUCAGAACUUCGUAGUAAGGCAAAGUACUUCGAAAAGACUGGCAUGAUACCGACCCUCGAUGCUCGUGCAAGUGUGGUCAAAUCAGACAAGCUAGUGUCCGAGAGUCUCCACGAGUCGCUGGUCUCCGCAUUUGAGACUCUGAAAGCUGACCAGGCUAAUUCACCGGACUGGCAUCCUAAUUCAGGGGAUAAAGUUCAGGAUCUGGUACACCCCUCGAUGUACCCUCUAGUUUAUGGCCGAACUAGAGCCUUCCAGGACGAAGUAGUUGGGAUCGAGGAUGCCAUCGUGAAGUGGUCUGGACGAGGCGCUGUCAUUCCAAGAGCAGACGAGUGGGUACUGACUGAAGGCGAACGGCGGUCGUACGGUGUAGGAGGAAGCAUUCCUCCAGAUUUCUGGUCAGACAAGUAUCAGUGGCUCCCUUCGAACCUUGCUUUCCAGGACGAUGGCACGGUGCGGUUCACAAACUAUAUCAAUAAUCUUCACCCAGCUAGAUACCCAGACAUUUACCGGGCUUUGGAAAAGCUCGUUGAUACCUCUUUGCCGAUGUGGGAUCAGUGUCUCAAGGCAGCCAUAAGGUAUGAUGAAGUGGACGGUCCUGGGCGAACAGAGGGAAGAUUUGGUCCUCCAGACGAUCCUGAUGACGAGAACCAUGAUAACUGGGAUCCCAGUGAUCCCGGAGACUGUGCCGAUGCUAAAGUGGAUAAGAAGACUCUCUAUGGGCACGGAUUCGACGAAGAAGAGGCGGCAGAUGAACCGGACGGUGGUAUAGAAAUGCUUAACCAUGCCAAGUGGAAAGCUACUCGCAAGCCCGUUCUACCGACACCAUUCUUUUAUGAUGUCAACUACGAACCGGAGGCGGGAAAACGUCUCUUUGACAGGUUUCGUGAAUCCGGACUCCAGAUCAUCGUGAAGGUGGCGUCAAUUGAGUUGACCCCUGAGAAGCCGUACUUUCCUCAAGGCGGCUGGCAUGUUGAAGGUCAAUUGAAUGAGCACAUAUGCGCUACUGCGCUUUAUUAUCUCGACAGCGAAAACAUUACCACAAGCAGUCUCUCAUUCAGGAUGCAGACAUCUGCAUACCUGACGGACAACAACGAUGCGUACAACGUGUCACAAGACAACUAUCAUUGGAUGGAGUCGAUCUACGGCACAGGCCUCGGCAGCGGUAGCGGAGGACCUUGCCUGCAGAAUUAUGGAAGUGUGGAAACAAAAGAGAAGCGCUUACUGGCUUUCCCAAACGUCUUUCAGCAUCGUGUUUCGCCCUUUGAGCUGGCAGAUCCCACAAAACCGGGCCACCGCCGUUUCAUCGCCCUGUGGCUCGUGGAUCCGCAUCAGCGCAUCGUUUCUACCGCCAAUGUUCCGCCUCAGCAGCUGUCGUGGUGGACUGAAUCUUUGGUAGGCACCACAACGGACGGUAAAGAAUCUUCUACAGAGCUCCCGCUGGAAAUCGUAAAGCUACUCCAAGAAAAAGGCGCACAAGUGCCACCUUCAAACGGCGCAGGGAGCCUUCCGGAAGAGCUCUUAGCCAUGGUUCGAGAACACGUCUCGAGCGACGAUCUGCCGAUGAGCUUGGAAGAAGCAAAGGAGCACCGUCUGAACUUGAUGAAAGAGCGGAGUGCACAUGCUGAGGAUGCAGAGGAAUCGUGGCAACAGCACACGUACAGUUUCUGUGAACAUUGAGGACAUUCGAAGAAAUAAUCGAGCUCGAUGAGUGCAAAUUCCAAUUCGAA